Molecule: messenger RNA, 2768 nt
Organism: Chrysemys picta bellii (western painted turtle)
Lineage: Eukaryota; Metazoa; Chordata; Testudines; Emydidae
Source: RefSeq, a predicted model, not a curated record
AGAGUGCAUUAAUGUAAAAUAUGCCCAGACAACAUAACUUGUCAGAGAGGAUUAUUUCUGCUUAGUGAAUCUGCAGGGGCCCCUUUGCUCCACCACUCAGCGUCUGACUAGAGAGAGAAAGAGUAGCCAUUAGUGAGUAGCAACUGUGGCAUUGAUGUUUGAGCGCACUUCUGAACUGGCUUUUGUUGAGAAUAUCGGUGCAGAAAGCAUGCGCUGUCCCAAAUCUGCUGUUACUAUGAGAAAUGAGGAGCUGCUUUUAAGUAACGGCACAGCUAACAAGAUGAAUGGAGCUUUGGAUCACUCAGACCAACCAGACCCAGAUGCCAUUAAGAUGUUUGUUGGACAAAUCCCACGUUCAUGGUCGGAAAAAGAGCUAAAAGAACUUUUUGAGCCUUAUGGAGCUGUCUACCAGAUUAAUGUUCUCCGAGACAGGAGUCAGAACCCACCCCAAAGCAAAGGUUGUUGUUUCGUAACAUUUUAUACAAGAAAAGCUGCACUUGAGGCACAGAAUGCACUGCACAAUAUUAAAACUUUACCUGGGAUGCAUCAUCCUAUUCAGAUGAAACCUGCAGAUAGUGAAAAGUCCAAUGCUGUGGAAGACAGAAAAUUGUUCAUAGGAAUGGUUUCGAAGAAGUGUAAUGAGAAUGAUAUCAGGGUGAUGUUUUCUCCAUUCGGCCAGAUAGAAGAAUGCCGAAUUCUUCGGGGACCUGACGGGCUGAGCCGAGUGCACAGCAUCAAUAUGGAAUCUAGCAGAGGCUGUGCGUUUGUUACAUUUUCUACAAGGGCAAUGGCACAGAAUGCAAUCAAAGCCAUGCACCAGUCUCAGACCAUGGAGGGCUGCUCUUCGCCUAUAGUGGUGAAGUUUGCUGAUACCCAAAAGGAUAAGGAGCAGAGGCGCUUACAACAGCAGUUGGCACAACAGAUGCAACAGCUCAACACUGCCACUUGGGGGAACCUCACAGGCCUUGGAGGACUCACACCACAGUACCUAGCUCUUCUGCAGCAAGCAACUUCCUCCAGUAACUUGGGUGCCUUCAGCGGCAUUCAGCAAAUGGCUGGCAUGAAUGCUUUACAGUUACAGAAUUUGGCAACUUUAGCAGCCGCAGCAGCCGCCGCCCAAACCUCAGCUACCACCACCAAUGCAAAUCCUCUCUCCACAACGACUGGUGCGCUGGGAGCGCUCACAAGUCCUGAACUUGGAAGUUGUGUAGUGCAUGAGGCAAGGGACUGCAUGAAGAGGAAGGACAGUCUCAUGGUUAGGGCAGUUGAAUGCUGCCCUGGAGAACUGGAUUCUAUCCCUGCCCUGCCAAACUACGUGAUGCUGGUGGCCGCGUCAACUGCUAAUUCCACGGCUGGUGCAGCCAUGAAUUCUUUGACUUCUCUGGGUACUCUCCAAGGAUUGGCUGGAGCCACUGUUGGACUGAAUAAUAUUAAUGCACUAGCAGUUGCUCAAAUGCUCUCAGGUAUGGCGGCCCUGAAUGGAGGACUUGGCGCAACAGGCUUGACGAACGGUACAGCAGGCACAAUGGACGCCCUCACCCAGGCCUACUCAGGAAUUCAGCAGUAUGCUGCAGCAGCGCUGCCCACAUUGUACAGUCAGAGUUUGUUACAGCAACAAAGUGCUGCGGGCAGCCAGAAAGAAGUGUUGUUUUUGUUUUAUCCUUUAAUUUAGUUUUUGCCAUCUAUCCUUCGAGGUGUAUUUUACCACCCAUUGUUUGUUAAUGUAAAAGUACUCAUUGGCUGCUGCUUACAAAAGACACUGCUAAUGAAAACCAUCCUAAAAGCAUUUUUUUAAUUAUAUAUAUAUAUAUACAUUUGUUGUUGUUGGAAGGUGGGUAACUCUCCCCUUUCCUCUCCUCCUUGUGGUUUCUAUGUAUGCUAUGAUCAUCUAGCUGCUAUUAGAUUUUAGUUUUCAGGUUAAUGACGAGAUCCGUCGUUACAUCGAGUGGUUCUUUGUUUAAUUGUGGGUCUUGAGGGGAAGCAAGUAAGUGAUUGGUUGCCCCUCUUUUUGUGCCAACAGAGCAAAAUAAACCUCAGGAAGUUAACGCUAAGAAUAAAUUAAUACUAAUCACAAAAUGUUUAGCGAAAUGAGGAUAGUCUCUCUCUCUUCUCUCCCCCGGCAGCCUUCUUGGGGUUUUGUUUUUAAUUCCCACCCCCUUAACUUUCCGCUAAUUUUAGAAGUUAGAAAAGUUUUGUAUGCCUUCUAAGAAAGAGUCGUCAUUAUACUUACUGUUCUUGCCAGAGAUACACUGGAACAAGGGCUAGUGAAUGGCAUCAAAAGAAGUUUUUUAUCCUCUUUUAAAAUAGUCUCUUGAAUCGUUAUGGAACGUGGUGUCUCUUAGGCAGACAAUGUUGAAACCCUCAACGCUAGGGAUUUAAUAGGGACACUGUCAAAUUAAAAUAAAUAUGUAUUUAAUAAUUUUCUUACCAUUAACAAUUUAGAUGAUUGAAGUUGAAAUAAUUUUUUAAAAUUCAUUUAUUUUUCUCACUAUUUUGGCUCCCUGGCUUUGUUCGAUUGUUUUUUGUGUUUUUGAUUUCCAUUUCAUUCAGAUUGGAUAAAACCAUAAACCGAAGCUGAUUCUCUGUUGUGACUGGGUGGCAAAUAGUGUAGGACUAGCUUUUAUUUUUUUUAAAUUAUCUUCAUUGUUUUUAAGUUCACAAAAGCAUUUUUAUCAAUAGUACAUUUUAUCAUUCCCCAUGUGACAGUGUCCCUUAUAAAGUAAAGGCCUUUGUCAUCUUGCUGUCUUUUCCAGUGGGGGACUGUUAAG